UGAGGCGAGCGGCGUCCGGCCUCCUCCGCCCUCCUCCUCAUCGUGCGCGGUGACCGCCCGGCGCGGCCCUGUCACUGUGAAGGUUCACAAUGUCUGACAGAAAGGCUGUGAUCAAGAAUGCGGACAUGUCCGAGGACAUGCAGCAGGAUGCUGUAGACUGUGCUACACAGGCCAUGGAGAAGUACAACAUAGAAAAGGACAUUGCAGCGUACAUAAAGAAGGAAUUUGACAAGAAAUACAACCCAACUUGGCACUGCAUUGUUGGCAGAAACUUUGGCAGCUAUGUAACACAUGAGACAAAGCACUUCAUCUAUUUUUACUUGGGUCAGGUUGCAAUUCUUCUCUUCAAGUCCGGAUAGGAAGUAGGAGCAAGUGAAAUUUGGACUGUAAUGCACUGAUGGCUGAAGCCACGACUCCCUUUAACAUGGCUAUGCCGCUGCAUGGACUGUAUACUAUAUUUAAUGUGUAUAUGUUGCAGUAAAAAUCUACUUCUGUUUAGUUGCCUGGGAAGAAGGCGGCAUUUUUUGUUACUGCUUUUUUUUGGUUGUAUUGCACUAGGAAAACCUGUAAAUGCUUAAACAACGGCCUUUACGUGGGAAGAAAUAAAACUGUUCCACAGCUCCCUCAGUGGUAAUUCCUUUUUUGAGGCUGGGAAGACUUCUUUGGGCAGGCCAAAAAGACCCUGACUUCCUUAUCAAGUUUUAUUAGACUGUUAUUCUUGAAAUGAGGAGCAAUGCCAGUGUGAGCCUCAGGAUCCACCCUGCAGACUGUAGAGAGCUGGCUCUCCCAGUAGCCUCAGUGCAGGUACUUAAACCUUCCCUGAAAGUUGGUAGGGUGGCUCUUGGUGAUGGGUUUUUCACCCAGAAGUUGAACUCCACCUUGGACUGUCAUAGACAGCCUUGCAGCUGGCACCCUCAGAGUUCUCUCUUCAGUGCCCACCACUGUAUUUUUGGCUCUGCUGAAACAUACUGAGCUAGACUUGUAAGCGACUCAGCCUGGUCUACAGGACUUCAGGUUCAGGCCCCCUUGAGCUGCUGGUUGAGCAGAAAGCAGCCUGCUGGGGCCAAGUCUGUAGACUUGCUGCUGAGAUCCAAGGCUGGCCCUGGGGCCCCUCCCCAAGGGACUGGGCUGUGCAGUUGGUGACUCCUGACAACAGCUUUAUUUGGCGUAUUCGUAGCCGGUUGUCUCAACACUGCCUUAACUCGAUGCUCUCCUUAAAGCAAGCUAGUCAUAUGGAAGACUUGUAAGUGGCCACUGUCUCCUUUUUUAUUUUCUGUAGCUCAUAAGCUAUUUCUGGAGGACUGUCCUCCAUGUUCUGAUAUCUGCUUUUGUUCUUAAAGCACAGUACCAAGUUUAAUUUACAUGUGAUGUUUGUGUGAAAGAAACUCAUGUGACAUCUGCUUCAGAGGCAGAGAAAAUGUCUUGGUCUCCAAUAGGUUCAGCAGUGAUGUUGUCUCAGUAUGUACUGAUUCUUGGAUUAAACUGCAGGAAGCUUUUUAUUUUUUCUGGGUAGGGGAAAUCCUGAAGGACAAACAAAAGCUGUGUGAUGGUUAAGUAAAUACUUGGUGCUUGCAGCGAGGUCUAUUUAUUGGUUUGUUGACUAAUACAUAGACAAUCAUUGGGCUAGUGAGCGUGGCUCACGGCUCUGGGGUGCUGUUGGUAACAAGCCAUUGCUUUUACCCACUGUGGGGUGGGGAAGGGCACAGUGAGGGAGCUACUCCUUGAGAAAUAAUGACCCAGGUUGACACUUCCUGAAGUAAAAGUCUUUGUCUCUGUGCAAAAUCCAAAGUAUGCCUAAUUUUUGUAAUAUUGAUAGAAUCAUGUUGUAUCUAGAAAGAAUGUAGCUGUCAUGACUUCAUGUUGAUGGAAAUGUCUGCACUGGGGGUAAUGUGCCUUGGACUGUCAGGGCACCCUUGUGGUCUUGUCUAUUCAGAACUCCACUCUUGAGCUGAAAGGAGAAUGUUUUGUUCUGUUUCUUUCUUUCAAGCAU
Molecule: messenger RNA, 1990 nt
Organism: Nothoprocta perdicaria
Lineage: Eukaryota; Metazoa; Chordata; Aves; Tinamiformes; Tinamidae
Gene: DYNLL2
Product: dynein light chain LC8-type 2
Exons: 3
Coding region: 90-359 (89 amino acids)
Biological process (GO): microtubule-based process; cilium assembly
Cellular component (GO): cytoplasmic dynein complex
Molecular function (GO): dynein light intermediate chain binding; dynein intermediate chain binding
Source: RefSeq, a predicted model, not a curated record